AUGUGGCAAUAUAGAUCGUCCGGAUGUGAAGGCUUCUUCCCACUUCAUUUGGCCAUUCCUGGUCAUCAUCUUGAGAUUGUCAAGUUACUUUUCAGCCAUGGCGGAAGCCCUGAUUCAUUCUACAAUCAUCCUGAAUUCAGCGAUAGUAUCACCCUAAAACUUCUGACAGAGAAGGAUCAGCCUGAGAUUAUAGAGUUCCUCGUGACGCACAAUGUAAUGCGGUACAAAAAGCCCCCUAGGCACUCGCGUCCUGCUCUAGAGUCUGCCAUUGAUUGUGAACGACAACAUAUGUUAAGGAUUCUUGUUCGAGGAGGAUAUGUUCAGUGCCUAGAAGGCCAGGGUAUUUUGCUCUUAGGCCUUGUGAGAUCUAUAAACAGCGGGUUUGUAGAAGGUGUAGUGGUGUUGUUGGAGCAUGGGCCACCUUUGGAGGCCGGGGUGGAUGGUCGGACGGUACGGCAGGUCGCAUCUGAGGCCGGGACGGCACUACAGCUUGCAGCUGGAGUCGGUAGCAAGUCAACUGUGAAGCUGCUACUACAGGCCGGUGCAGAUGUCAAUGCUGACCCGCCCGGCAGUAAUGGCAGGACGGCUCUGCAGGCGGCAUGCGAGAGCAACAACGAGUCGGUUGUAAAUAUGCUACUCGAGUUCGGUCCUGAUGUCAAUACCAAACCUUCCUACAGGAAUAAAAGAACGGAGCUGCAAUUCGCAGCUGCAAUCGAUAACUUCACGAUGGUGAAGCUGCUAGUACAGGCCGGUGCGGAUGUCAAUGCCGGCCUGUCCGUCCGUGAUGGCAGGACGACACUGCGAGCGACGUGGGUCAACAGGUGGGUUUUACCGACGCUAUUUCUGGCUGGUACGAAUGUCAAUGCUAGAGCCUUCCCGGAAUGCCCAGCGACGGCGCUGCAGCUCGCAGCCCUAAGCGGUAACGUGUCCAUGGUGGAGCUUCUACUGCGGGACGGUGCAGAUGUCAAUGCUGAGCCGUACUCAUUUGGCGGUAGGACAGCUCUGCAAGCUGCAUCCGAGAGCAACAACGAGUCGAUAGUGAAGCUGGUACUUGUGGCUGGUGCACAAGUGAAUGUCCAAGCAUGUCCCAUCAGAGGCAUGACAGCACGGGAAGUUUAA
This is a messenger RNA of Morchella importuna, 1119 nucleotides long. RefSeq lists its product as uncharacterized. The transcript is spliced from 2 exons. Gene Ontology annotation, cellular component: cytoplasm; nucleus. The record is from RefSeq and is a predicted model, not a curated record. Lineage: Eukaryota; Fungi; Ascomycota; Pezizomycetes; Pezizales; Morchellaceae. Bases 1 to 1119 code for a protein of 372 amino acids. Gene Ontology annotation, molecular function: protein binding.